Molecule: messenger RNA, 1921 nt
Organism: Silurus meridionalis
Lineage: Eukaryota; Metazoa; Chordata; Actinopteri; Siluriformes; Siluridae
Gene: stmn2b
Product: stathmin 2b
Exons: 5
Coding region: 152-712 (186 amino acids)
Biological process (GO): microtubule depolymerization; neuron projection development; regulation of microtubule polymerization or depolymerization
Cellular component (GO): growth cone; neuron projection; cytoplasm
Molecular function (GO): tubulin binding
Source: RefSeq, a predicted model, not a curated record
GUGUGUUAAUAUUCUCGAGCUGUCGGUCUCCGGUCUUCUCCGUCUCAGAGCGUCGUUCUGCUGACUCAGUGCCUUACAGAGCAGCCCAGUCUCUCCACACCGUCCGGAACUACAGCUCCUCUCCGCUAAAACACCAAGUACCACCGCAGCCAUGGCCAAAACCGCAGUCGCUUACAAAGAGAAGAUGAAGGAGCUGCCCCUUGUCUCCUUCAUCUGCUCCUGCUUGUACCCAGAGGCCCGGAACAAGAUGAUGGGCGAGUUUGAAGACAUGAAGGUCACGCCCAUUAAUAAGCGAGCCUCUGGACAAGCCUUCGAAGUGAUCCUGAAAACACCAUCCCCCACUACUGAGCUGGGUUACAGCAUCACCGCUCCUCCCAAGAAGAGGGACGUUUCUCUGGAAGACAUUCAAAAGAAGCUGGAGGCAGCUGAGGACCGAAGGAAAUCUCAGGAGAUUCAGGUGCUUAAGGCUCUGGCUGAGAAGCGUGAGCACGAGCGCGAUGUGCUUCUCAAGGCCAUGGAGGAAAACAGCAACUUCAGCAAGAUGGCAGAGGAGAAACUCACCAUGAAGAUGGAGCACAACAUCAAGAACCGCGAGGCUCUGCUCAUAGCUAUGCUCGAGCGUCUUCAGGAGAGGGAGAGACAUGCCCAGGUGGUGCGCAGGAACAAGGAACUGCGGGAUGAGCUGAGCGCAGAUGAAGAUCUCCAGUUCUAAAAUGCUCCCCCACCCAUCUCCCCCCUAUCACCCACCUGACCAAGUCAGAGACCCUCUCUCCCUAUUACCUAGUCCUCCGUAGAGAAAGAGUCUCAUACACUCACACACCACAUACACUCCACACUUCCUACCCCGAAGGAGAAGGACAAACCCCAGUCUGCACCAACAGCACAUACCCUAUCCCCAGUUUCCCCCGCAAAAAGUAAGUGAAAUAAUAAUAAUAAAAAUAAAAUAAAAAACAGAAACAACAUGCAUCUUACUGCUCCCUAAACAAGAAUGUUUUUUGCUCGAAUUCAAAAAAUCAAAGUGGGUAUAAAUUUUUCUCUCUUUUUUUUUUUUUUUGUAAAUACUUCCUUUUUUUGUUUUAUAUAUAUGAGGCGACAAAAGUAUUGCAUUGUGCCAUUUUAUAGUUUUCUCUCUAUUUAUCAAUGGAUGUAUUCAUUUCUCCUCACUCUAUCUCUCCAAUCUGCUGCAGUUUCUCUUGUAACAGGCUUUGGUGUUUGUGAAUUUGCUGGCUAGCUGAUAUUUAGCGGUUUUACCUCUUCGACCCCAAAAACGGCCAUGAUUUUCUGUGUGUGUAUGUGAGUGUGAAGAACGUACGUAGUCGCAUCACUUCACGCACAUUGUCGGAUCACCACAGACGCAAUGUAUUUAUGGACGCACGUAUACUCACGCAAGGACACACACAUACAUACAUGAAUAAAUGCACGUGCAAUUUAGCAAAAGAUGACGUCCUGCACAGGGGGGAGCUUGCUAAAUACUCCAUUCACAGUACUCGAUUAUGUGAUGUGACAUACGUGCCAUUCCGGUGCCACGUUUAUCCAGUCGAUCUCACUAUUUUCCUUUCUCUAGUGGUUCUCUCAUUCUAAUCAAAACAUGCCAUAGAGAAACUCUGUAGUCAUAGCCAUAGAUACCUACCAGGAUCUCAGAAGAAGGUUACCUUACAUCAUCAUCCUUAGCCAAGUGUGUGUGUGUGUGUAUGCGCCUGCGUGUAAGUGUGUGUUUGUAUCUACAGAGACAUGGGUGGAUCACAGGGGGUGUAUCAGUGCUCUUGUGUUAAAAGCAGGGGAUUUGAGCCAUUCAAGACAUCCCCAGGUCACAGAGCUUCGUUCUGCAUCCUUUCUCCUGUUCAUGUGCUUUUGUCCCUUAACACAUGUAUCGAUGUGAGCAAGCUGUGGUGAAUAAAGGUUUGGGGUUCUGUGAAAGAAA